AUGGUCGUCAAUUCUCUCCCCUCCGACCAAUCCACGGACUCCGUUCCGGGGAAACGGCGACCUAAUCUCGUGACCGGGCUUCACGGCGUGAAGGUCCUCUACGGCCGGUUUCAGAGCUCCAUCGACUUCGACGGCCAGCGGCACACGCUGGGGACGUGGGACGACCCGAUGGAGGCUGCGAAGGGAUACGCAGCCGCAGCGUAUAUGAUCGUUCAUCUGGGCGUGCGCGCCGUGUCCGCUAUCCUGACGGAGGAGGAGCAGGCGUGCUUGAAGCGAAUGUCGCACGACGAUUUCAUAACGAUCCUGAAGUUCCCCGGCGCGUGGAAGCAGUGGCAGCGGUGGGAGGAGCUCAUGCCGCGGUGGCGCGCGCACUACGAGAACCUCGCGCGCAAGCACGGGGAGAUGGACACCGUGCGCAUCGGGCGGAAGAAGCGCAAGGGGAAGGAGCAAGCCAUUGCGCCCGUGGGAAAAUUUACUGCCGCCGCCGCGAUGAACGGCCUGCAGACGCCUAUGUUUGCUCUCGACCCAGGCAUGCACGUGGAGCAGGGGAUGGUGGGGGAGGCAGUAGGGGUAGGAGUCGUAGGAGGGGUGGGAGUGUUGGGGGGGGUUGUGGGGGGAGAAGUUGCAGGGGUAGGAGGAAUGGGUGCGGUUGGGGAGCAAGGAGUUUUGGAGAAUGGGUACGCUGGAGGGGAAGGGGAGGAGGAGACUGCACUUCCUGCACGCAUACACGAGAGCAGGCUAACAGCAGCAGACUAUGAGGUGCUGGGGUACAAUCAGCAGGCGGUGACAACGCUGGGAGUGGCCAAGGACGUGGGCGACAACAUGGGGCUGCUUGCGGGGCUGCUCGCUGACAUGGUGCCGCCAUGGCUCGUCUCGUCUCACAUCACAUGUGUUCUGCGCCGGUUCACCUGUGUGGCCUCGUCCACAACUUAUAUCUGUCUCUUUCCCCCUCUCCACGCCUUCCUGCCUGCCUCCAGAUGCCUCUGCCCCUCUCUGCCUCGUGUGACCCUCUCUCUCCUACCGCACACAACCGCACUUAACAGCACUGCUCCACCGCAUUCUACCUCACUCAUCUGCACUCCACCACACUCCACCGCAUUCUACCGCACUGCACCGCUCUCCCCGCCCCUGCAGGUGCGGUGUCUGCUGUGCUGCGCCACCAACGGGUCCAUCUACUUUAUCAAGGCGGGCCUCGUCUCCUCGCAGCUGAACUUCCCAUUCCCUCUCGCCACAUACUGCACUCAAACGCACUCAACUGCACUCCACUGCACUCAACCGAGCUCCACUGCACUGCACCGUACUCAACUGCACUCAACCACUCUCCAACACACUCCACUGCACUCCUUGUCCCUGCAGGUGUGGUGUCUGCUGUGCUGCGCCACCAACGGGUCCAUCUACUUCAUCACAGCCGGCCUCGUCUCCUCGCAGCUCAACUUCCCGCACUCGGGGGGUGUGGUGGCGGGCAUUGUGGUGGGCUUCAUCGGCCUCUCUGGCGCCAUCUUUGCACAGGUGCUGCUGGGAGGGGCAAGGGGAUGGGUGGCGGAGGGGAUGGGCAGCGCCGAUGGGUGGGGGAGGGGACGGUGGUGGGGCGUGGAAGGGGCGGGGGGAGGUGUUGUGCAGAUGGUCGGAGGUGUGCCUGCUGUGCCUGGGCUGGCGAGAUCUACUCCGCGCUGCUCGCACCCAACCCACCAGCAUUUCUGCUGCUGGCCUGCAUUGGCCCCGCUGCUGUUGGCCUCCUCAGCCUCUUCAUUGUCCGCCUCUUCCCCCCCCGUACGUCCUCUUCCCCCCCCGUACGUCCUCUUCCCCCCCCGUACGUCCUCUUCCCCCCCCGUACGUCCUCUUCCCCCCCCGUACGUCCUCUUCCCCCCCCGUACGUCCUCUUCCCUCCCCGUACGUCCUCUUCCCUCCCCGUACGUCCUCUUCCCUCCCCGUACGUCCUCUCCCCCACCCCCCCACACUUCCUCUCCACCAAUGACUUUCAAGCAACAUGAGCAGCCCAUGAACCGCCACUUCUCUCCUCAGUUUUUUCUGCACAGCAUGACACUCGCGCUGCUUGUCCUUGCAACCUGCCAUCUUUCCUCCCAAAGUGCCCCUUGCCUCCCCAUAUGCCCCCUUGCCUCCCCAUAUGCCCCCUUGCCUCCCCAUAUGCCCCCUUGCCUCCCCAUAUGCCCCCCUGCCUCCCCAUAUGCCCCCCUGCCUCCCCAUAUGCCCCCCUGCCUCCCCAUAUGUCCUUUUCUCUCCCUGUCCCCCCCAGCCCCCCGCACAGCCAAGGUGGCAGCAGAGGAGACUGCAGGCUUCUCCCUCAUCUUGCGCCUCUGCAUGCUGCUCGCCACCUUCCUGCCUUACGCCCUGCCUUUUUUCUCCCCCUUUCCCUGUUCGCCCCCCGUUCACUCCCUAUCCCCCCCAGCCCCACGCACACCCAAGGUGGCAGCAGAGGAGGGUGCGGGUUUUUCUCUCAUCAUGCGCCUCUGCAUGCUGCUCGCCGCCUUCCUCCUCGUCGUCAUCACCUCCCAGGCCUUCACCACCUUCUCACCGCACACCACCACUGCCAUUACCAUCACCAUGCUCCUCCUCCUCCUCGCCCCUGCUUCCGGCCCCUCCGAUCUUUCCCAGCCGUUGCUUCAAUCGACGCCAGCCACGUCAGCAGCGGGCGCUCCUGGUAGUGCCAGUCCUGGGGCUAGCGUGCUUCCACCAAUCAGAGAAGGAGAGACACUCCAUGCCGCAAGCGCCCUCCCCCAAUCCUCCCCUCCACCCAGUCACCCACCGGCAUUCUCCCUCUCGCCCCACCACUCCGCCUUCUCCCCUCUCAGCCACAGAAGAACCUCCCCCAAAACCACCUCCCUUGAAUACACCUCCCCAUAUAACAGCCCUCCUCCUCCUUCCAGCAGUCAUACCCGCUCUGCUGCUCAAAACAUUUCCUCAUCUCCAGUAGCAGGAGGAGCAGGAAGAGGAGGAGGAGGAUUGAGGGGUGCGGGAGCCAUUUCGUUUGUGAGCCCUAAUAGGUCCGGUGAAGCGCCGAAGCUAGGGCUCAGCAGCAGCAUCACCGCAGCUGCCCACGCUAGCAGCUUCGGCACCCAAAGCAGUGUAGGCUCGGCAACCCUCAUGCAGCUGCUCCUGGGCACGUCUGCUGACUCCCGAACCAACCGAAGCGGAGGUACGGGGAGCCAGCCCAGGUCCGGUGUACUCGAUAUAAGCAGUCCCCCUGCUAGCAGAAGGGCGCAGGGUAUAUCCAGCAGUGGUAGUCUGCGCAGUGCUAGUGGAGUGAAGGGGAGGCAAGCGGGGGAGCAAGAGACAGGAGAGGAAGGGAUAGAGGGAAAAGAGGAAGAGGAGGGAGAGGGGGGGACGCAGGGAAGGCAGGUGCUAAGAAAACGAGCAGGGGGAGGAGGGACAGGAGGAAGCAGCUCGAGUCCUGAUUAUGGCCCUACGACCAAUUGGAUGCCGCCACGUGGCAGCCAGAAGAGCCUGAGCAGCCUGACUGAGGAUGGUGACGUGGCAGGGGCGGCGAGUGUGGGUGGGAGGGAGGGCGAGGGCGGGGAGGACGACUGGAGCUACUACAGGGGCGGAGAUGAUGGGGACGAGAAUGAGGAUGGGGAGGAGGAGGAGGAGGAGGAUGAGCAGGAGGGGGAGGAAGAAGGGGAUGGGGCAGGAGACGAAUCAACUGAGCAAGCUCGCGCAGGAGGGGCAGCAGCAGCGGGGGGUAGGGUGUAUCUGGGGCAGGACCAUUCAUUUGGGCAGGCGCUAUCCACGGUGGAUUUCUGGCUGCUGUACGGGGGGCUGGUGUGUGGCUUUGGCGCUGGGCUGACAGCCAUCACGAGCCUGGCACAGAUCGGAGAGGCGCAGGGGUGUGGCAACGCUCAGGUGCUCACUUCGCUCGUCAGCAUCUGGCAGUUCCUUGGGAGGCUGGCUAGCGGGUCGCUCUCGGAGCACUUUGUCCGAGCCCACGGCAUGCCGCGCCUCAUGGCCUUAGCAGCCAUCCAGCCGCUCAUGGCCUUAGCAGCCAUCCAGAUGCUCAUGGCCGUGGGCCAUCCGGCCUUUGCCUCCCGUGGCUCACUCCUUCCAACUUUCCCCCUCCCUUCCGCACAUUACAGGGCCCAUGGCAUGCCACGGCCCAUGGCUCUAGCAGCCAUUCAGCUGCUCAUGGCCGUCGGCCACCUGGCCUUCGCCCUGGCCCCACCAGGAGGCGUGUACCUGGGCUCUCUCCUCAUAGGCUUCACGUACGGCGGCCUGUGUUCCGUCAUGCCUGUCAUUGCCGCUGAGCUUUUCGGCCGUCGCUGCCUCGGGCUGCUCUACAACUCCCUGCUCGCCGCUGCUCCCCUCGGCUCCUACCUCUUCUCAGGAGUGCUGGCGGGAUACCUCUACGAGAUAGAGGCGCGGAAAGACAGGGGGGUCACAGCAGGCCUACUGGGAGCAGCAUCGCUGCUAGCACCCGGGGGAGAGUGGGCCUUGGAGCCUGCCGGAGGUGUCGGGCACGUGGCCGGGGGCUCUGUUGCCUUCAAAGGGCAGGGAAUGGGGGGCUGGUUCAGUGAUGUUGUGGGCAGUGCAGGGAGGAGUGUAGGGGGUAGUGUAGGAGGGGAGGGUCCGAAGGCGUGUCACGGGGCGCACUGCUUCCGCCUCAUCUUCCUCAUUCUCACUGCCGUGUGUGUGCUGGGCGCUGCUGUCAACGUACUCGUUGCCUCCCGCACUGCCCGCGUGUACGGGCUUAUGCGGCAGAGCGAAGGGGGAGGAGAGGAGACGGAUGAAGUUGAUGAGAAAGAUGAUGCUAGGUAG
Molecule: messenger RNA, 4767 nt
Organism: Closterium sp. Naga37s-1
Lineage: Eukaryota; Viridiplantae; Streptophyta; Zygnematophyceae; Desmidiales; Closteriaceae
Source: the annotation of a GenBank genome assembly